AUGAGUGGUGGUACGUUAGAAGAGAAUCCUGGUUUGGCUCCAGAUGGUGGAUGGGGCUGGAUUAUUGUAUUUUGUUCAUUUAUGAUACAUUUUAUUAUGGAUGGUAUUACUUAUGCCAUGGGUGACGUAUAUAUGCAGCCAAUGAAAGAAAGAUUAAAUUUAGGCCGUGAAUACAUAUCUGCUAUUUUUAGUAUAUUGCCGGCAAUAACAUUGUUCGUAGGACCAAUAGCAACUAUUUUUACAAAUCGUUUUGGUUGUCGAAUGAUAACUGUUAUUGGUGCAUUUAUUGCUGCAUUUGGAUUUUUUCUUAGCUUUUGGAUUGCAAGUAUAUGGUGGUAUUAUAUUACAAUCGGAAUUAUUGGAGGUUUUGGAUUUGGUAUGAUAUAUUUACCAGCUAUUGUCAGUGUUGGAUAUUAUUUUGAAAAGAAACGUGCAACAGCUAUGGGAAUAGCUGUAUGUGGUUCAGGUGUUGGUACAAUGGUAUUUCCAUUUUUAAUGCCUUACAUAACGGGUUGGCCAGUAUAUUUUGGAUAUGAAGGUGGAUUACUUAUACAAUCGAGUAUCAUAUUUAUGUGUAUUUUAUUCGGUUUAUUAAUGAUUCCAUUACCACACGAGCCAAGCGAAAUAUUACGUCUAAAAAAAAAAUCAUUAAGUGGAAAUAAUAAGAAUUAUGAGCUAGUGAAUAUCAACGAACAUAAUCAUUUACAACCAAUUCUAGAAGUACCAGAAAGAUUGUCCAGUCAAGAUGCAGGUGUCGUUCCAAUUCGACCUAUUGAAUCGGCGACUAACAACUAUGAGGAAACGUCAACUCCACGUGGAAUGAUCCAGUCAAAUCCUAAACGAAAUUCUUCUAUGCCGUUAUUGCUUGUCAAUGGUGAUGACAGUGUUCAACCAUUUCUUAAUAAUAAACAAAAGCCGUGGACAAGAUCGUUACACCACCUUACGACACAAUCGUCUGAUCAUCACCAUCCAGUACUAUCAUUCAAACAGUUUCCACGCAAAGAUGUUCUCUAUAUGGGAAGUUUAAAAAAUAUUCCUAUGUUUGUGAAACAACCAGAUGAAUAUCAUCGACAAAUUAUUGUUGAUACACAGCAAUCAUCUGACGAAGAUCCUGUUACAUUAUCGACAACUACAGCGAAAAAAACAGAGUCUAUUUGGACACGUUUUAUUGAUUUAUCAUUAUUAGGAAAUAUCGUAUUUUCUAUAUUUGCUGUAUCAAAUUUUUUAACAAGUCUUGGUUUCAAUGUACCAUAUACGUUUGCUGGUGAUUUAGCAAUGGAUUUACACGUGCCUGAAAGUCAAAAACAUUAUAUUGUCAUGUCAAUGGGUAUUGGAAAUACAAUUGGAAGAAUUGUUAUUGGCUUUCUGGCUGAUAAAAAGAUCAAUCGUUUAGCCUUGUAUAACAUUACAUUGAUUAUUGCCGGUAUUGCGACAAUGGUGGCACCAUUAGCAGGACCUUAUUUAGCCCUUCAUAUAGGCUAUGCCUCUGUAUUUGGUUUUUUCUCCGGGGGUUAUGUUGGUUUAACGUCUAUAAUUGUUGUUGAUCUGGUUGGUUUAGAGAAGCUCUCAGACGCAUUCGGUGUAUUAUUGUUGUUUCAAGGUGUUGCUGUUGCCAUCGGCUCACCGAUAGUCGGCGCAUUGCGUGAAUUACUUGGGAAUUACAAGAUCCCCUAUUUAUUAUUCGGUCUAUUUAUAACGGUUAGUGGUGCCAUGCUAUUUUCAAUUCCACCUUUGAUGAAACGUCGGCAGAAAUCAAAACAUAAAGUGACACAACAUGAUCUCGAUAUGGGUGUGGUAGUUUAUUCAGAACAAAAUUUGACACAAACGACAUGA
Molecule: messenger RNA, 1833 nt
Organism: Didymodactylos carnosus
Lineage: Eukaryota; Metazoa; Rotifera; Eurotatoria; Philodinida; Philodinidae
Source: the annotation of a GenBank genome assembly